Fusarium musae is the source of this 288-nucleotide messenger RNA. RefSeq lists its product as uncharacterized. The transcript has 2 exons. NCBI's taxonomy places the organism in Eukaryota, Fungi, Ascomycota, Sordariomycetes, Hypocreales, Nectriaceae. Bases 1 to 288 code for a protein of 95 amino acids. The record is from RefSeq and is a predicted model, not a curated record.
AUGUCGAGUCAAGCGCAGGAUAACAACAUGAUUAGUUUUCAGCCCUCCAAGAUCUGGCAACUCAUUGACUCCGAUAUCAUGGACGCUGUGGCACCGCAGCCGACAACCGAUGGUACACAGGGCGGUCAAUCUGAUGCUUCGAAGACAACUGUUAGUGUUCAAACGACUUUUGUUCACCCUGUUGGUGAAAGACGAACAGGUCAACAACAGACUUCAUUGGGCGAUUCGAUGACUGCUGAUAUUUACGAAGGCUUGGAGCAGUAUUCACUUGAUACCUAUGUUUAUUGA